UCCCUCUACCCCGAGUCACUUCAGAAGUUCUCUGGCAGAUGCUUCAGGAGAACAACAGACAACAAGGGGCCAGAAUCUGAUCUCAAUGUAUCAUUUUCCCCCUUGGUGCCAGUUUCACUACUGAUUGUUUUUAAUUUCACAGCAAGCUCUUGAGAAUUCUGAGGAUAGUUUGGUAUCUGAAGAUUUAGACAUGGAUGGGUGAUCCUCAACUCUUCAGAGAAUCAAAUUCUUCCUUCCAUCUCAAAAAAGCAUUGGCUGUUGGAAACAUCUCAGUGAGCCCUGCUUGAAAGAUACUUUCUUGUGUUCCACUCCCAAGCAUGGCUGUGAAGAGCUUUGAAGCGUGGGAUUAUGUUGUGUUUGCAGCCCUCUUUGUCAUUUCCUCUGGAAUUGGCGUGUUCUUUGCCAUAAAGGAAAGAAAAAAGACAACAUCUCGGGAGUUCUUAGUAGGGGGAAGGCAAAUGAGCUUUGCCCCUGUAGCUUUGUCUUUAACAGCCAGCUUUAUGUCGGCUGUCACUGUCCUGGGGACGCCUGCUGAAGUCUACCGGUUUGGGGCAUCCUUCCUCAUCUUCCUCAUUUCAUAUGCAUUUGUGGUCUUCUUCACAUCUGAGCUCUUUCUUCCUGUGUUCUACAGAUCUGGCAUCACAAGCACCUAUGAGUACUUACAGCUCCGAUUCAAUAAGCCAGUUCGCUAUGCAGCAACCAUUAUCUACAUCUUGCAGACGAUUCUCUACACGGGAGUCGUGGUCUAUGCCCCUGCUCUGGCUCUCAACCAAGUGACCGGUUUUAAUCUAUGGGCCUCUGUGUUUGCAACAGGAAUCGUUUGCACAUUCUAUUGUAGUUUGGGAGGUUUAAAAGCAGUGGUGUGGACAGAUGCAUUUCAGAUGGUUGUCAUGAUUGUGGGUUUCUUAACAGUCCUCAUUCAAGGAUCAAAUCAUGUUGGUGGCUUCGACAAUGUAUUAGAACAAGCACGAAAUGGAUCCCGGUUAGACAUUGUUGACUUUGAUGUAGAUCCUCUCAGACGGCAUACUUUUUGGACAAUUGCAGUGGGAGGAACUUUUACUUGGCUUGGAAUCUAUGGAGUGAACCAAUCAACCAUCCAAAGAUGCAUCUCUUGCAAAACAGAAAAGCAUGCUAAGCUUGCCUUGUACUUUAAUUUGUUGGGUCUCUGGAUAAUUGUGGUGUGUGCCGUCUUCUGUGGCUUGAUCAUGUACGCCUACUACAAGGAUUGUGACCCUUGGACUUCUGGUGCUAUUUUGGCACCAGACCAGCUGAUGCCAUAUUUUGUCAUGGAGAUUUUUGCAACUAUGCCAGGGCUGCCAGGACUUUUUGUGGCUUGUGCCUUUAGUGGAACUCUGAGCACAGUGGCUGCCAGCAUCAAUGCCUUAGCAACAGUGACCUUUGAGGAUUUUGUCAAGAGCUGUUUUCCACAUCUCUCGGACACGCUGAGUACCUGGAUCAGUAAAGGCUUAUGCUGCCCUCAGUAUCCAUGGCAUGUGUGGUGGACCGAUGCUAGGUUUAUUCACUUUGGGACUCGUGUUUCCUUUUGUAAACUGGAAGAAUUUUGUGUCCAACAAAACAAAACAACAACAGAAGCCUACCAGCUUUCCAGCAGGCCUGUGUUAGCUGACACUUGGUAUUCACUCUCCUACCUUUACUUCAGUGCUGUGGGCUGCCUGGGAUGUAUAGCUGCUGGAAUAAUCAUCAGCUUCCUGACAGGCAGGCAAAGAGGCAAAGAUGUUGACCCACUUUUAAUAAGACCAGUUUGCAACUUAUUUUGCUUUUGGUCUAAGAAAUACAAAACUCUGUGUUGGUGUGGAGUUCGGCAUGAUCAGGAAACAGAGCAGGAUUACCUUGACAGUGGCAGUGCCUGGAAACAAGGAGUUGAAUCUGGCCUACAGAAUGGACUCAAGCAAGACACCCUAUCUCAGAUUCCGGCCUACAACCCCAAAGACAAAAGCUACCCCAAAAGUGUGCAGGAGAAGACCACUUAUUUCUAGAACAAUACAUGCAACUGAUAAUAUACUUACACAAUGCAUGCAUAUUCUUCAUGUCACUUUCUGUUGUAGCCUUCUGUACAGAUUUUUGUCAGAAAGGAAGGAUAUCCAGUAGCUAUUUAUACUUAUUUAUAGAAGCAAUGUGACUGUUUCUCAGGAUGUUCUUUGGGAAGUCCAGAAUUCAGGUGAGAAAAAUCAGCCGAGGCCAGAAGUGCUUAAUGCCACACGACUAAACAGGACUGAGUUUGAUCAUGAUGAAAGGAGUUAAAGUUUCUUUGAUUCUUGUCAGAUUAAAACUCUGGGUUUACUGUUUAUUUGUUUGUAGGCUUUUGUUUCGUUUUGGUCUUGAGAAUUAAGCACAGGUCCUUGCCCUUACAAAAUAUCUGUCUGACCACUUACCCUAGUCUACAUUUUGGAGUUUUAACCAGCAAAAUGUCAUGGUGAGUUAGAGAACAAACAUAAAGGUGAAUCUGCACAUUAAAUGCUGUUCUGACAAGGCUGAUAAAAUAGGAAUGACAUCAUCUCCAACCUCAUGUCCAUAUGUAUGUAGACACAUAGACAUAACCAUGCCUACCUUGUGGUCACAGCUAGAACAGUUUACUCUCUUAAUAUCCUCACACUGCCUCUGUUACACAUUCCAUUCGUCAUUUCUGCUGCUGGAGCUAUCAUGACCAAACUUUAAGGGUAAUUGUACUAAAUAUAAGGGGAGAAAACUCAGUCUUCAUAGUGAGAACAAUCACAUAUAAAUAUACUAUUCACUUUGUGUUGUUGAAGCAGGGUUUCUUCUUAAUUUCUGUUAUUUAAAUUUGAUAAAUUUGGAGCUCGAAAGAUGACUCAGCAGUAGGAGAGCUUGUUGCUGUUCCCGAGGAUGUAUGUUCAAUUCCCAGCACCUAACUUGAGUAGCUUACAGCUGCCUAUAAGUGCAACUCUGAAGGGAAUCUAAUGUCUUUUGUGACUUUCAUUGGUAUUCACAUUCAUGUGCACAUACCUACAUGUAGACACACACACACACAACACACACACACACACACACACACACCUACAUGUAAAUAAAUAAUUAAAACAUUUUAAGUGGAAAAAAAUCUAUGCUUAUCCAGAAGAAUCUAAUCUACAAAGCUCAAUAAAGGGACAAUCAUGCUUCAUUGAAAGCUGUGAGGUCAGACAGCAUAUUUUAAAUGUGCCUUGUAAAGGGCAUACUAUUUAUAGAUGAGAUCAUUAGCCACAGGUCUUAUAAAUAAUCACAGAACACAUCCAGGUCACAUGUGCAAGCUUAAGCCACUCCACCAGAUGCAAGCUCUAUAUUAGUUUUAGUCUGGAGAACAACUUCAAAGUUCUGGAGCAGAGCUCAUCCAAACUGAACAUAUAUGCCUUUAGGUAGAGGCAGAAGGAAAUAUGAAAAGAAGAAACAUACUACACAGGGCUGGGAACGUGUUAGUUGUAUGGUGAAGUGGAGGAAAAGUACAAAGUGCAUAGUCAAUAAGUUCAGCGAGUACCAGCAUCUCCCCUCUCAUCCCUUGCUCUCAAAAAAUGGCUGCUCAGAAUGGUGUAAGUGCCACAUUCAGUGUAAAUGGGUUAAAUGUGGGGCUGCUUUGCCAUAAAAUGUCCAGAGACAUUGUUCUGUGAGAGGUGAGUUUCUAGAAGUGGAAAGUGUACUAAACUCAAUGCUAGGCUUUGCACCUUUUAUGCACAAUUGCACACUCUGGUGAGGAUAAGAAUGUCUAUAUCACUAAACUCACUUUUGCCAUUAUUUCGACCAAAAAAUGUAGUUUGUUGGUUGACAGAAGGUAUCUGAACCAAAUGCCUUAGACUCAUACUUGAGUUCUGACACAUAUUUUCCUGCUCAUUUGGAGGAAAAAUUCUUAAAAGUUUUAGUUUAUUUUCAAAUUAAAAGGAAUAGAAAUUACUUUUAUUUAAUAGAAUUAUUGUGGUAACUGACCCAGUGACUGGACAAUUGCCACUGUGUAGUGUAUGAAAAAAUGGUGUUCAUUUUGACUGAAAUUGUUUCACUGUUUCUCUUUGAUGUCAUUGACUUAGUACAUAUUUUACUGGGGUAUAGUAAAAAAAAGAAAUAGAACUGAUGAGAUAGACAUAGUUACAACUCAAAAACAAUGUUCUGAAUUCCCAAGCAGUGGAUUUUAUGUUUGAGUACCCAUAAAACACUAUCAAAGGGUUCUACAGUCCUAAAAAUGAGAUGGAUCUUAUUACAUCUACAAGUUCAUUACUGGAAACAACAUGCUCUAUUGUGGUUCAUUAAGUCGUACAUUUGUAAAUUCUAGCCUUAAGCAAACAUCCCAAACUAAGUUAGUAACUCAGUACAUAGAAGCAAGGGUGAAUCUCAAAACAGCAGUGGGGACCUGGGGUUUGCUUUUGUUUAACUGAAACAGUAUUUUCUGAGGAGUUUUAAUGUUUUAUGACUAUAAUGGGUAAUGAACAGUGUUUCAACAGGAAUAGCAAAGCCUACAAGCUAUGAUGCUUUUACACAGUAUUUAAAAACAAGUAUUAGCGAAGUGUUUUAUAAUCUUCUCAGAACAUCAGAAAAUAUACACAUCAUGAAAAGUAUGAGUUUUCCUCAUCUCUUCUAUUACUAAUACAUUCAGAAUUUUUCAGAAUAUUUCAGAAAAAAUUCAAAAUCUGUUUAGUGCCUCUUUGUAUAUUUGUAGAUUCCUUGUACUUCAAAAUCAGUUGUAGCUUUUGAUUGGUAGAAAAAUCACUGCUGGAUUAUUUCUAUUUAUAGUUCUUGGAAAGACUGAGUGGUACAGUUUCAAACUCCAAAGGGAGUCAAUAAAAAUUUAUAAACGUGUUAAUGAUAAA
Molecule: messenger RNA, 4805 nt
Organism: Rattus norvegicus (Norway rat)
Lineage: Eukaryota; Metazoa; Chordata; Mammalia; Rodentia; Muridae
Gene: Slc5a12
Product: solute carrier family 5 member 12
Biological process (GO): transmembrane transport; lactate transmembrane transport
Cellular component (GO): plasma membrane; membrane
Molecular function (GO): transmembrane transporter activity
Source: RefSeq, a predicted model, not a curated record